Molecule: messenger RNA, 1485 nt
Organism: Cladophialophora yegresii CBS 114405
Lineage: Eukaryota; Fungi; Ascomycota; Eurotiomycetes; Chaetothyriales; Herpotrichiellaceae
Exons: 1
Coding region: 1-1485 (494 amino acids)
Source: RefSeq, a predicted model, not a curated record
AUGGCUUCACUGCUAAAUGGUCUCCCAGAGAUUCCCCGCCUUCGACGAAGACCAGGUCGACGAAACCUCCAGUCAGAUCGUCCUCCAAGCCACCACGACGUGGACUCGAAUUCGGAUGUUUCAACUGUCGGCCAUAAUGAAACAGGACGUGCUGAAGCUCCGGACCAAGCAACUCAAGCUGACAGCUCCCAGCAGCCACGGGAAAGCCGGCUCGAUCACAACCUCCGUGCGCAACUCAGUGUUUCCGAAGCUGUUGAAGCUCAGGUGUUCGCGUCGCCAGCGGUUGGAGGCGGUCAUGGCUCACCAGGACCAACCAUUCGUCACGGUUCUGACUCCCCUUCGCCUGCUUUCCUGCCUCGGACAGCAAUCUCUGACACUUCCUUGGUUUCCGCUCCACAUCGGCCUCGGAACCCAAUGGUACAGAACUUUACUGUCGGCAGCGAGACGCUGUCCGAUCCAUUUCUGGCAGAUCCAGGACGGGCUCAAGCUCGUGGGAACAACCGUCGCGAAGGUCACCAAUUAUGGUCAGAGUUGUCGAGCUCCUCAGAUUCGAGGCCUAGUCCAGUAUACCAGGGAAAUGGUGUCUAUGUCCUUCACGACGGCACCAUCCAUGAUAUUCGGCGUAGCCGUCGUCGUAUCCAGGAAGCUCGGGGCAGUCAAGUCCGCUCCAAUAGAGGGGAUAUGCGAGAUACUUCUUCGGAUGAGGCGAAUCACGCCGACAGAUCCGAUUCUCCCAGUGGAGGAAGUGAUUCGUUACCAUCAAGGCCUCCUCGGACCGCAGUCCGGCGUCUGCAGACCGUAGUGUCAAACCUCGAGGGAUUCACCUCACCUGCCGCACGGGAAGCCGUGCGUGACCUGGAGCAAGCAGUUGACGGCGUCUCAGCGAUUGUCGCCACUCUCAUCCACGAAAUGGAGGUCCACGCAUACAACGCGGAGGAGCGUCGGCGGAGAUUUGCUGCCCAAACCAGCGAAUUGGUCGUGGCACACCGAAUGAUCCAAGCACGGGAUCGAGAGAUUGCCCGGCUCAGCCACCCUGAAGUGUACGGUGAGAAUGCCACGCCCCCAGAGUAUGCAUCUGACGCCCAGCAGGAUCCUCAAUCUGUGACAGUGACACGAACUCCUGCGGGCACGCAAGACAACACCAACAACAACUCGCCCACGCCCGCAACUGUGGUUCGUCGCCCAGCGCUCCAAGCUGACAACGCUAGGGAUCGUCAGGUGUCUGUCACAGCAGAGGCUGGAUCUGCAGCACCCUCGUACCGUACCUCCCCUGAUACGGACCGUCGGGUGUCCGUGACAGCGGAGGCUGGAGCCGCUGCACCUUCGUACCGUACCUCCCCUGAUCCUGAUCCUGAAAGUGUCAUUCAGCCGCAAGUUCUAACUCCGGAAGUGGUCGCACAAGGGAGCCCGGCCUCCAGCCAGUCCGGCGAAUCCGACAACGUAAUGUUGACGCGGACACCGCGGUUCCGUCGUCCGACGGUCUAA